Scleropages formosus (Asian bonytongue) is the source of this 1944-nucleotide messenger RNA. RefSeq names its product cyclin I (gene ccni). NCBI's taxonomy places the organism in Eukaryota, Metazoa, Chordata, Actinopteri, Osteoglossiformes, Osteoglossidae. The record is from RefSeq and is a predicted model, not a curated record. The transcript is spliced from 7 exons. Bases 298 to 1446 code for a protein of 382 amino acids.
GGACCCUCCUCCUUCCUCUUGUGUCCCCUCCUCGGAAGUAGAUGUGUUGGGCUACGGUCCUUUUUUUAUAUUUUUAAUAUAAAUUCGGAAAAAUCGCUUCCUCUUCUCCAGAAGAUAAACCCAACCUUAUACAGAAACAAUCAUGGACGAGUGAUUAAAGUUCUCAUUACACAGUAUCUUUUUAAUUUUGCUUCAGUUUAAUGGACCGAAUGAUUGCCAAGUCCGACUGUGACUCUCACAGCUUUGCAGGGGAGGUAGCUGUACUCAGUGGGGAGGCAGGCGUGUCCGAGGGUCGUGAUGAAGUUCUCGGAGCCCUUGGAGAGCCAGAGGCUGUCUUUUCUCUUGGAGAAGGCAGCCUCUAGGGAAGCCCAGAUGUGGAAGGUCUACGUGCCAAAAAUUCCAACCAAUCAGGACACUCAUAUCUCCCCAGCCCAGCGGGAUGAGGCUGUCAGCUGGCUGAUCGAUCUGCAUUUGAACAUCCAGCUAUAUCCGGAGACCAUUUCCUUGGCCGUUGGUGUUUUAGACCGGUUUUUGGCCAUUGUCAAAGCCCGCCCAAAGUACCUCCGCUGUAUUGCAAUCACCUGCUUCUUCUUGGCUGCCAAGACGAUUGAGGAAGAUGAGCGCAUCCCAUCCCUGCGUGAUCUGGCCAAGACCAGUAGCUGUGGUUGCUCUCCAUCGGAAAUUCUGAGGAUGGAGAGGAUCAUUCUGGAUAAACUGAACUGGGAUCUGCACAUGGCAACACCCCUGGAUUUCCUUCACAUUUUCCACGCCAUGGUUCUGACGUGCAGGUCCCGGUUUCUGACAUGUCUGCUGGGCACGAACCGGUCCGAGCACAUGGCUCUGCUCACCCACCAGCUGUACCACUGCCUGGCAGACCACACGCUGCUGCAGGUGAAGGGCUCAAUGCUGGCCCUUGCCAUCAUCACCUUGGAACUGGAGAAAUGGUGUCCUGACUGGCUGGCUCUCACGAUCGACCUGCUCAAAAAGGCACAGAUCGAUAGCUCCCAGCUGAUCCGCUGUCGAGAGCUAGUGGCACGUGUCCUGUCCCCGCAACUGGCCUCCCUGCCUCCCAACACCGUGUACAUCUACCAGCCCCUGCGCCACAGUUGGCAAGCGCUCGUCUCUCGGCAGCCCCCCGGCGACCACGCUGCGGCGUUCGCGAGGGACGGCUCGCGUCCCUUGGGUCCCCUCGCUCCGCCUGCCUUCCCAGACCACCUGCACCCCCAGCCCUUCCGCCUGCGGGGCAAACACUCUACCAAGCGCAAGGUGGAGGAGAUGGAGGUGGAUGAGUUCUACGACGGAAUAAAGCGCCUGUACAAUGAAGACCCCAACACCCAGGAGGGGACGGCGGGGGAGGGGCAGAGCCUCGCCUGCAGCUCCUCGCUGGUUCGGCAGGAGGGCAGCAUCUCACCCUGUCCCCCCCUGCAACCCGUCAGCGUGACCUGAGAAAGAGAAAGAGAAAAGCCUUCUCUCAUCUGGGCAGCAGAGCAGGGAACCGGGCAGCAUUCUUGGGCAUUAUCUUUUCCAGGCUGGAUUGAGCCGAAAACACACACAAAAAAAAAAAAAGCUACUUACUAAUAAUCAUUCGUUGAGCACAAAUGGAAAAAAUAAGAAAAAAAGACAAAAAGUAAUCAAAGAAAAAUGUCCUUAAAAAAAAGUUUUUUUUUCCUUUUUAAAAUUAGUGUUGUAAUGUUUAUCUCGCUAGUUUUCAGAAUCCCUCAAGUUUUGUUUUUAAUGCUGCUUUCCUCCCCCCCUCCUUUCUGUCCUGCUUCAGCCUUUCUCACCCAAUAUUGUGUUGUCUAGUUUGAGGCUAACCACAGAACAGUCUUGACUGAGUGUAGCAAGUUGUGUUGUUCCUGUGUAGGAGAAUAUGCUGAACUGUCCCAGCACAAAGUUUUUGAAGAAGUUCGGUUUUUAAUUUCACGGUUUUUUUUUUUUUUUUUU